Molecule: messenger RNA, 1764 nt
Organism: Enterobius vermicularis (human pinworm)
Lineage: Eukaryota; Metazoa; Nematoda; Chromadorea; Rhabditida; Oxyuridae
Source: the annotation of a GenBank genome assembly
AUGAUGGAUGGUGAACGUUUACAAAGCGAGAUUAUGAGCCAGGGUGAUGCAGUCAGGAGAUUGAAAGGCGACCCGCAAGCGACAGAAGAGGAGAAAAAAUCGGCAAUAGAAAAAUUAAAACAACUAAAACUGGACUAUAAGACUGUUACUGGGAAAGAGUAUGAGCCUGCUGGCCAAACAAAGGAUAAAAAACAGAAACAAAAAAAUGAAAAGGAAAAGGCAGCUAAGACUUCUAAAAAUCAGGAAGUAAAGAAGCAAACGAAAUUGGGUAUUGAAGUGUCAAAGGAUGAAAAUUGUGCGGAGUGGUAUUCUCAGGUGUUAACGAAAUCUGAGAUGCUUGAAUAUUAUGAUGUGUCUGGAUGUUAUGUAUUACGUCCGUGGUCCUAUGCUAUUUGGGAAACUAUCCAAAGUUGGUUUGAUGCCGAAAUAAAAAAGCUUGGAGUUUCAAAUUGUUAUUUUCCAAUAUUUGUAUCGCAAAGUGCUCUUGAGCGUGAAAAAGCCCACAUUGCUGACUUUGCUCCUGAGGUGGCAUGGGUAACAAGGGCGGGGCAAUCGGAGAUGGCUGAACCAAUUGCUCUUCGUCCAACCAGUGAAACAGUAAUGUACCCCAGUUUUGCAAAGUGGAUUCAGUCUCACCGCGACCUUCCGCUUCGUGUUAAUCAGUGGUGUAAUAUUGUAAGGUGGGAGUUCAAGCAUCCAACGCCGUUUUUGAGAACUAGAGAGUUCUUAUGGCAGGAAGGCCACACUGCUUUUCAAACGAAGAAGGAAGCUGAAGAGGAAGUACUUCAAAUUUUAGAUUUAUAUGCAAAGGUCUACACUGACUUGCUGGCGAUUCCAGUAAUCAAAGGACGGAAGACAGAAAAAGAGAAGUUUGCCGGUGGAGACUACACUACUACAAUUGAAGCCUACAUACCCGUCAAUGGCCGAGGCAUACAGGCGGCUACUUCUCACCAUCUUGGUCAGAAUUUUUCGAAAAUGUUUGGAAUUUGUUACGAGGACCCAGACAGUGGGGGAAAAGCUUUUGUUUAUCAGAAUAGUUGGGGGCUCACUACGCGGACUAUUGGGACCAUGGUAAUCAUUCAUGGAGACGAUAAUGGUUUAGUGUUGCCGCCAAGAGUUGCUUCUAUUCAGGUCAUCGUGGUCCCUGUAGGAUUAACUGCACAGACCUCUGAAGAAGAGAGAAAUUUUUUGACAAAGAAGGUAGAAGAGGUCACUUCUGGGUUACUCGGUGUGAAUAUUCGGGCGAAAAGCGAUUUGCGGGAUAAUGUUUCACCGGGGUGGAAAUUCAAUCACUGGGAAUUGAAGGGUGUUCCAAUAAGAAUGGAACUAGGCCCACGGGAUAUGAAAAACAAGCAGGUAACUUGUGUUAUUAGACACUCAGGAGAGAAAAGGGCCAUUCCGUUAGCUGGUUUGUUUGAUGCUAUUCCGAAAAUUCUCGAUGAAAUCCAAAACAAAAUGUACAAAAAGGUGCUGGAGGCUCGUGACGAACAUUUGAAAAUGGCUAAAAGCUGGAGUGAGUUCAGAGAACUUUUGGAUAAGAAGAAUUUACUACUUUCUCCGUUCUGUGGCGAUAAGGAAUGUGAAGAGAAAAUUAAAGCAGAAAGUGCUCGGGAAGAUGUUACAGAAGUUGGAACUUCUGCUAUGGGUGCGAAAUCAUUAUGCAUUCCUUUUGAGCAGCCGGCCGAAAAGCUUCCUGAAAAAUGCAUUUAUCCGCAUUGCAAGAAUAAGCCGCAGUAUUUUGCUCUUUUUGGAAGAAGCUAUUGA